Messenger RNA from Rhodotorula graminis WP1, 813 nucleotides. RefSeq lists its product as uncharacterized. The transcript has 5 exons. Lineage: Eukaryota; Fungi; Basidiomycota; Microbotryomycetes; Sporidiobolales; Sporidiobolaceae. The record is from RefSeq and is a predicted model, not a curated record. The annotation marks the transcript as partial.
AUGCGCUCCUCCUCGGGCCGGUUCGCGGCGAGGGACGAGAACCUCGGCGAGGUCUGCGUGCGGCUCGUGUUCGAGGCCCUCUCGAUCGUGCUCCCGAACCUGUACCUCCUCUCGGUCCUCGCGUCGCUCGAGCGCGGCAAAGACCACGUCAUGAGCGGCGCCCUCUCGCGCACGAUGAAGCACACCUCGAGCCUGAGCGACAUGUUCAAGGGCGUCCCGCUCGGCCCUCUGCGGCGCGCGACGCGCACGGACGCGGCGAGCGGCGAGCGGGCGCAGGGGACGCCGAUUGCGGAUUUAGGGCUCACGCUCCACCCGCAGACGUUCCAGCCUUCUCCCGCCGCCGACGACCACCACCACCACUCGCCGCCACCGCUGCACUCGCUCGCACCCCCUCCCGCCGGCUUCGCCACGAACGACGACCCGCUCGCCGCCCUCGCGCCGCCGCCGCCGCCGGGCCAGCGCCCGCUCACGGGCAUCUCGGUGUCGGACUAUGGCGCGUGGCUCGACGACGACGAGCGGGACGGCGCGCCGCACGUCGACUCGCGCGGGCGCCGCUCGUCGUCGUCGUCGUCGGCCUACGCAGGCCACGCGGCGGCGGCGGGGCCGGGCGAUGCGUGGGCGUCGGGCGUCGAGCAGGCGGCGGGGACACCGACGCCGAGGAAGAGCACGUUUGGGUUGGACGCGCACGAGCUGGAGGGGCGCGAGCGCGGCGCGGCAGGAGCAGGAGCAGGAGGGGGAGGGGCGGCGGCGGUGGCGCCGGUGCGGUACGGGUACUUGUAGCGCGGCGAGGUGCGGCGCAAGCGUCGUACGCAG